This is a messenger RNA of Diatraea saccharalis (sugarcane borer), 285 nucleotides long. NCBI's taxonomy places the organism in Eukaryota, Metazoa, Arthropoda, Insecta, Lepidoptera, Crambidae. The record is from the annotation of a GenBank genome assembly.
AUGCAAAGUACUGUUGUGCGAUAUAGAGGUGAUUCUCCGGUGCGGGAUAGCGGUGAGACAGUGGACACUCGUGUGGAGGACGGCAAGUUGUUAUUCGAGCGGCGGUGGUUUCACCGCGGACAGAGCGUGUACGUUGAAGGGCGUGAUGUGCCGCGCUUCCCCGGACACAUACACGCCAUCACCGACGAGGCGAUAUGGGUAAAACGGCCCAACAUGGAGCGUUUUAGGAUAUACAUAUCUCAGUUAGCUCGAGGUAAAGUGACGUUGAAGAGACGUGCCUCAUAA